AUGGGAGGGGAGCUUGGUGAAGGUGCCUUUGGGAAGGUCUUCCUAGGCUGAAUGUUACAACUUAAGCCAACCAAGGAUAAAAUGCUGGUCGCUGUGAAGACUCUAAAGGACCCAACACUUGCAGCCAGGAAGGAUUUCCAGCAUGAGGCAGAGCUUCUGACCAACCUCCAGCAUGAGCACAUAGUCAAGUUUUACGGCGUGUGUGUGGAUGGAGACCCUCUUAUCAUGGUUUUUGAGUACAUGAAACAUGGAGAUCUUAAUAAGUUUCUCAGAGCCCAUGGACCAGAUGCCACAAUCCUGGUUGACGGGCUUCCUCUUCAGACCAACGGGGAGCUGGGUUUGUCCCAGAUGCUUCACAUAGCGAGUCAAAUCGCAGGUGGGAUGAUCUACUUGGCAUCCCAACACUUUGUCCACCGUGAUCUUGCAACAAGAAAUUGCUUGGUGGGGAAUGGCCUUCUGGUGAAAAUAGGAGACUUUGGCAUGUCCAGAGACAUUUACAGCACAGAUUAUUACAGGGUUGGAGGUCAUACCAUGCUUCCUAUUCGUUGGAUGCCCCCAGAGAGCAUCAUGUACAGGAAAUUCACCACAGAGAGUGAUGUGUGGAGCUUUGGAGUUAUUCUGUGGGAGAUCUUCACAUAUGGCAAACAGCCAUGGUUUCAGCUAGCCAACAAUGAGGUUAUUGAAUGCAUUACUCAGGGCAGGGUAUUAGAGCGCCCAAGAACCUGUCCAAAGGAAGUCUAUGAUAUCAUGCUGGGCUGCUGGCAAAGGGAGCCACAACAGCGCCUCAUUAUUAAGGAGAUUCAAAAGAAGCUUUUGGCGCUGAUGAAAUCCACACCUGUGUAUCUGGAUAUAUUAGGAUAAGAACAGAUACCAAUGUGAAGAAAUCAGAUGCACUGGGACAGAACUCUUGCACAAUCAAGCCAUCAUGUGCAAUGGGAUAGAGAAUCAAAUCUACACUACAUCUGCUUUAUUUAUUGGAAGCAAUGGAAAGAAGUAACUUAAAUGGGGUGGGAAUUUAGUGAACCAAAAAGAACUUGAAAACACUGACUCAUAACAUAGAUCUUGUAGAUUUUUUUUACAUAAAUUGAAAAAGUAAGGCUCAUUCAGAACUAUGAAUUCUGUCAAACUGGAGGUAAGCCUGUGAAUAUUGUCCUAGUCCAAAUUUUUAUCUUUUCGUAUAAAUUGAUCAGCUCACACCAUAUAGAUCAUUGCAGCACUGCUUUUCAGUUCUGACCUACAGUAGUAAUUUUUGUAGUUUGCUGGUAUGUGAGCUAUGUAAUCAUAAAUGUUAACGUGUGACCAAUUUUUGUUGUAUUUCGUCCACAAUAUUCAAGUAUUUUGUCAUUUCAUAUACAUGUCAUAAAAAGACUACAUGCAUUAAAAUAAAACAAGGUUCCUCUUCAGUCUGGUGGUUGCAUAGGUUCACAAAGGCUAGCUGCAUUGUUGGCUGAAGAAUUAAGUUUUUACCUUCAUGUAAUGAUUCAUCGAUGCCAGGAAGGUAGCCAGCAUGUCUGCAGGUUAAGGGUGAUGUCUCAUAAGAAAAUGUCUUUUUGAAUCUCCCCAUAAAAAGUUUGCCAAUAAAGAAAGGUGAGACCCUGG
Molecule: messenger RNA, 1599 nt
Organism: Fundulus heteroclitus (mummichog)
Lineage: Eukaryota; Metazoa; Chordata; Actinopteri; Cyprinodontiformes; Fundulidae
Product: NT-3 growth factor receptor-like
Exons: 6
Biological process (GO): protein phosphorylation; multicellular organism development; cellular response to nerve growth factor stimulus
Cellular component (GO): signaling receptor complex; membrane; axon
Molecular function (GO): transmembrane receptor protein tyrosine kinase activity; neurotrophin receptor activity; ATP binding
Source: RefSeq, a predicted model, not a curated record